AUCUAUGACCAUUUUAUGUCAACUGCAUGAUCCGCCCAACUGUACUUCCGCUGCCUUAAUUGCAUGCAUUAUACAGGAAUUGAUACAGAGCCGGGCCGUGUGAAGGUAGAAAGGACAAUGAGCUAGUCUAAGAUGUUAGGAGGUCUGUUUAUUUACAACCACAAGGGGGAGGUCCUGAUAUCUCGAGUCUUUCGGGAUGACAUAGGGCGAAAUGCGGUGGAUGCGUUCCGUGUGAACGUGAUCCAUGCGCGCCAGCAGGUGCGUUCCCCCGUCACCAAUAUGGCACGAACCAGCUUCUUUCACAUCAAGCGGGGAAAUAUCUGGGUGGCAGCCGUGACCAAGCAGAAUGUGAACGCACCAAUGGUCUUUGAGUUUCUGGCCAAGCUUAUGGAGGUCAUGACUUCAUACUUUGGCAAGGUCACGGAGGAUAACAUUAAGAACAACUUUGUUCUCAUUUAUGAGCUCUUAGAUGAAAUCCUUGACUAUGGCUAUCCACAGAACACAGACACAGGAAUCCUAAAGACUUAUAUCACACAACAAGGAGUCAAGUCAUCGAGCAAAGAGGAGCAAGCACAGAUCACCAAUCAAGUAACGGGACAGAUUGGAUGGAGGCGAGAAGGUAUUAAGUAUCGUCGGAAUGAACUAUUUCUUGAUGUGCUAGAGGAUGUCAAUCUACUCAUGUCCCCACAAGGUCAAGUAUUAAGCGCUCAUGUUGCAGGUCGUGUUGUGAUGAAGAGUUAUCUAAGUGGAAUGCCAGAGUGUAAGUUUGGCAUGAAUGACAAGAUCACACUUGACAGACAAGGGAAGGGAGAUGAUCCAGCAAAAAGCAAAUCGUCCAUUGCCAUUGAUGAUUGCACAUUCCAUCAGUGUGUUAAGCUCAGCAAGUUUGAAUCAGAACGUAGUAUUAGUUUCAUACCUCCUGAUGGGCAAUUUGAACUCAUGAAGUAUAGAACGACUAAGGAUAUUAGCUUACCCUUCAGGGUUAUACCAUUAGUCAGAGAGGUAGGAAGGACAAAGAUGGAGGUCAAGGUUGUGUUGAAAUCUAACUUCAAACCCACGAUACUGGGACAGAAAAUUGAGGUACGUAUCCCAACACCCCUUAACACCAGCGGCGUCCAGGUCAUCUGUAUGAAAGGAAAGGCCAAGUAUAAGUCCAGCGAGAAUGCUAUUGUAUGGAAAAUUAAGAGGAUGAGUGGCAUGAAGGAAUCUCAGAUCAGUGCCGAGAUUGAACUUCUCCCAACAUCAGAUAAGAAGAAAUGGGCUCGUCCACCAAUCUCCAUGAGCUUUGAGGUCCCGUUUGCCGCUUCUGGUCUGAAGGUACGCUACCUGAAAGUCUUUGAACCUAAACUCAACUACAGUGACCAUGACGUCAUCAAGUGGGUUCGCUACAUCAGUAGGAAUGGUCUCUAUGAAACGAGGUCAUGACCUGCGUGAUGCAACGAAGCCACCGUGUUGUUGUGAGAGCUUGUUGUCGGAGAGGGGUCACUCUCUUUCUGACAGGAUUAGAAUUUCUUUACAUGGAUCCCUUCCUCUCUUAGUCAUUUAAAUUGUGUUUCCUUCCAGUUGAGGGCACCUGUAAAUGCCUUUAUCCGUCUCCAGCAAUGAUAUGAUGUUAGAGGUUUAUGAAUAUUCAUGCCAUGGGUCAAAUAGGGUCACUGCCUCUUAUCAUUAUGGGAUGCAUUUAGAAGCCAUCCUUACUAGCAAAAUUAAAUUACUGAAGUAAAAAAAGUCACAGUUAAUUUUUAUUUUCUUCAAAUUAUGAUACAUGAUUCUUUCUUUGUGAGAAAAUUUAAAUGGAGCAACACAAUUGUGUGUAUCAUGAUCCUUUAAUCUGACUAAAUAUUCUUUUUAAUUGAUGAAGGGGAGGGGUGUCAUUGAAUAUGUACCAAUAGAUUUAUUUUUGACAAAUUUGCUUUGCAUCUUGACCUGUUUACCAAACCAUCAAACAUUAAACAUGAAAUAAGAAAUAGACUCUUUUAAGGAUGCUUUGAUCUUAACCUAUAAAUAAUGGUAGUUAAUAGGAAUAUUGGUUUCAGUUCUUAUCGGCCAAUUCUUGUUUUCCCAUCAAGACUUGCUAGGUGCAAGAAAUCUGUCAGAAAAGUAUUGGUUGCAUGAGUUAUGUUGCAAAGCUAACGUUUUAAAUAAUAGUGAAUAUGACAUGCAUUAUACACCAAUAAGUAAGAUUGAUUUUGAUGUAGUGUUUUGUUAUUGCUGUUAGGUAAAUUGUACUAAAUAUCAAAUUCUCUGAUCAUUCCAUGGAAGUUCCAAGUAGGGAUAUCUUCAAAAGAGCAAAAGAAACUGAAAGUAAUUUAAGAAAUAGUUGGAAUGAUAUGAGACAUGGGAAGGGUGUAAUUUUAUUUUCAUCAUUGUGCUGCUGUAGAAGAGGUAUGAUAUUUGUGAAUGAGGGAUUUCAGUCCUGAAUUGUUUUAUUUUACCUGGGUAUUAAGCACAAAGAAAUGUAGUUUAAUGUUUAUGUACAAUGUAGCUGCAUGUGCGAAUCCCUAUGUUCUGAUUAGUAUUUUACGAGGAAAAUUUUAUUGUGGCAAAAUUUAUGGAUCUGGUAGGGCUAGAUUUCAAUUUUUUUUUUCAAAUAUCUAUUUCUAUUGAUUGAAUGCUCAAUCUGCAAAUUUGAUUUCUUGAUUUCUUGUCCAAGUUUCGGAUUAAGGGACUGGCAGGAUUAUCAAUGCUGUAAAACCAGAUAAUCUUUCAUAAAUGCUUUGAAUUUGGUUUGUAUUCCACAUUUCAUUCUGUGAUGUUGACUCUAACUUCAUAUAUUGAUUCAAUGUAAAUGGCAUGUAAUGCGACUACUCUUUUAUAGAGCUAAAGGUAUGUAUAAACUGCUUCAUAGUGUGAAAUGAGUUAUGAGUGGUUUAGUGACAUCAAAAUGUUAAACAAAAAUGAGUGCCAACAUGGAGCGAGUUGUUUAAAGGCUGCUAUAGAAACUAAAAUGUUCAUAACAAUUGUUUUUUCAUGAAGUGGAUAUGGAGUGAGUUGUUCAAAAGCUGGCCUUCUUGAAAAAAAAUAAAUAUCCUGGGCAUAUGUAUUGUUCAUUUAGUGACUCAUCAUUAUUCAUGCUUUUGAAUUGGUGUCAAUGUCAUUCAUCAAUGCCACACAUCAGCUUCUGUACAAAAAUACAUCCUAUGUGAUGUAUGAUCUGCAACUCCAAGCAAUAUGCUUCUUCCAUUUUUUGGUGCUGGUAAAAUUUAACUUGAGCUUGUUUAAAAGAGUGCAAGGUUGAUAACUACUCCAAAGUUAUCUAUGUAGCAUUUGAUACAAGGGGUGAUUUACAGAAAACAGAAGUUCUAGUAUAAUCAAAUGGAAAAAAAAAAUUAUUUGACUUAUAGUUGAUUAUAGAUGUAGGUGAAUCACCCUGAGAUGUUUCUUCAUUGGAGACCAACUUAAACCACAUUCAUUGCAAUUUUUUGACAGAUUGGUGCCACAAAAUUUACUAAUUGCUAACACUUUUUCUAGAACAUCUGGUUUUACAGCAUUUGUAUUGCAUAUAGCUGCCUGACAGAGCAGGUUAGCUCAUUAACUCCCAUCGAUAUAGAGUGUUUUUUAUUUACUAACAUUCAUUUCAUUCACAUUUUAUUCUGUGGUGGCUGGUUACUCUCCUGUAGGCUGUAAUCACAGAUAAUCAUUUUAGAAGCAGAAGGACAUAAUGUAGGCAAUCAAUGAUGUCUGUCAGUGCUCUUUUGCACCCAACUUGCCCCCAUAAACUUGCUCAGCUCAUUUGGUUGAUGUGUCAUAGUUUUUCAUCUUUUUAAGAUGGUGAAAACAUCGACCUUUUCAUUUACAGAGGCUAAUCUAAGAAGAGGUGUUGUGGCUCACUGGAUAAGCCUCCAGACUUUGAACCACAAGGUCCGGGGUUUGAAUCCCCCCGCAGCACUUGCUUCCUUUGGCAAGUUGUGUAUCUACAUUUGCCACUCUCCACCCAGGUGUAGUAUAUGGAUACCUGAUAGGAAGGGAUUCCUUGAAUGCUUGAGCACCUGAUCAGGGUAACCGUGCUUAAGAUGGGGGUAAUAGUAUGCAGCGCUUAGAAACAUAGUAUUAAGUGCUAUAUAAAUUUAGCAUAUUAUUACUAGUUCAUUAUCAUUAAUCUUGCUCUUCCGCCUGCUCAAAUCUAUGACAUUGCAUACAGUAAAUUGCAGUAAAUUCACAUUCUACUCAAUUGAAGAGGCUCUAUUUCAAUUUGUGGGAUUCUGAGGCAUCCUAUUUCGGAUGAAAUUGCCCUAAAUGCUCUUGUAUUCGUUCCAUCUUGUCAGAAAUCAUUGCUACAUAUAAAAAAAAAUGAAAGUGCAACAUAUAAUUCAAAAAAAUAUUCGUUAGUGAUUUAAAAAAAAAUAUUUUUCUUUGAAAAUUGUAAAAGAAAUUUCCAUACCUCUUAAUAUUAUAAAUUCAACUCAACAAGCUUAAUAAUGACGCAACUGCUCAGUUUCCCUAACAUUAAACAUGACAAUAUCCAAAUCAUUAUCUUCUUAAUUUUUACAUGAAUUUCUUUAAUACAUUUAUCAUUAAAAUUUUACCCUUAAUAUCUCAUUAAUUCUUACCAAUUUUCAGAAAUUUCCCCUUGUAUCUAAAUUAAGGAGAAAAAAUAUUAACAGUUUGAAAAAAAAAAAAAUGUUAAACAAGAUAUUAGCAUCAGCUAUAGAGACUUCAUGGUACACCAAGUAUUUUUUUGUAUGUUGAAAACCAAAAAUAGUCCUGAAAAGAAGCACCCAAACUGAGAUGUAAACUAUGAUUAUUUUUUGAGCAAUUAAUAAAAAUUAAACUUUAAAUAUGACUUGUCAGUUGUUGGAUUGAGCUAAAUUAAUAUAAUAAUUGGGUGUUUUUUUAACAAUGUGAAGUCACAGGUGUAAUAGUUCAAUAACUUUUUUGCCAUCAUAGUGACCUUAAACCUUCAACGAUUCUCUGUGAUUACAGCCAAUCGUCGUCUUCAUCUCCUUACUGAAUCUUGCCAGUUCCUUCUUUCCGAUACUUGGCAAGAAAUGCCAAAAUUUGCGGAUCGGGCAUUCAAUCACCCUUCCAUAGGAGAGUAACCACCACUGAUAUUUUUCCUCCUUUUAUUCCUUGUUUUGGGCCUCUUUUUUUUUUUCUUAUGUUAAAACGAUGGGAGUGUUAGUCAUGAAGCCAUCCAUCCAGUCCAGAUUUUGACCUGUAUUGUAUUUUGAAUAUGAGAAAAUGUAUGAAACUGUUUCUGUAAUUCCCUUUAGGCUUUGCUGGAAUACAGAGGUUAGUGAUGAAUGAUUGUAUAUACAUUAUAGUCAAUGCAAUUAAAAUGUCCUAUAAUGGUUGCUAAGAUCUGUGUUAUAGGCCCCAGGUAACACAAGAUUUAGCUAUUGAUCAUACAUUUGAAUUUUAUCAUUUAUUUGUGCAUUCAUUGUGGUCAAUGCAAUUAAAAACUGUUAUAUGAUAAAGAUUUGUGUUACAGGGCCUAGCUGAUUCCAGUAGGUAACGCUUCUCUUAAUGUCAAAUUGUCAUUUUAUGAGACCAAUAAUAUGUCGUGUUUUGUAGCUGGAUAUCUCUGGUUAUCUCAAGGCAUGAACAACGGAAUGUAAAAAAAAAUGAAACGAAAUGUUAGAACAAAAUCAUGUCACCAGUGACUUUAAUUCAUGUUCAUGUUCUGUCUCGUUAUAUUUCAUUGAUAAGAUUGAAAAUAAGUUUUUUCUUGUUAGGUGGACAUUUAUAUUUCGUUGUCUGAUAUACUAUUGCAUUGAUAAUCCAGGUGAUUUGUUUGUGAAUCCAGUAUACUUGGUGAAAAAUAGAAGAAAAUGCCCAUCAUAUUUCAUUAUUAACAUUAUUCCUGUAAACCCUGGUUUGAAAUGUAUGAAAUUCAUUAGAAAUAUAUAAUAUCUGAUAUGUAAGACAAUUUGUUGAAAUCUUUGUCUCAUUUAGUCUUGAACUUGUUGAAUCUAAAAAGAAAUAUCAAUAUUUUACCAAUUAAAUAAAUCAAUUAAAAAAAAUGAUCAUAACUCAGGAAAGUAUUUACCUAGUGACAAAAUAAUUCAUGUGUAUCAUUCCUUGAGAAAGUUUGGUAUUUAAACAUUAGGAAUUGUACUACUCCAUUUGUGAGGAGUAAAAGGAGAAAUAAAUAGAUGAACAUUUACAAUUGAAAAGUAAAACUGAGAAUUAGAACUUAUUUUCUUCCUCAUGAUCAUGUGAAUCUGGGCUUUGAAUGGGAAAUAGGGAUAGAUUUGUUUUUUAUGAAAACAAUCGCUAGCAAUUGAUUGAUCUAUAAUUGUCUUUUAAGAAGUAAUUGAAUGACAGUGCUUCGCAAUGAGAUCAGUAGUGUAAGUAGUCUGCAAGUUUGGUUUUCUUACUUUGUAUGGGAGGAUAGAAUUUAAAUUGAUUUUUGCAAACGUUAACAUCCAACUUUUAUUAGUGAGAAGACAUAUCAUUACCAAAGUCUCUUCAUAUUUCUUCAUGUAAUGUCAUUCUCAUCCGACGGUUUAUUACGUUUUGUAAAGUAAAUAUCUAACAGAAUGGAAUAAGAUGCAAGAUCGAGUUCUGUUAAUCUAUUAAAUGAUGUAUGUAUAAGCAUGCAUUGUAUUAAAGGAAAAAAUGGUCUGUGAAGCUAAAACUUAUAUUGGGAUGUUAUGAAAUGUUUAAUACUCCAUCCAUAUGUAUAGAAGUACAGAUGUACAUGUACAUGGAAUUUAGAGCAAACAGACAAAUUUGCUGUUGUGAAUUGUCAGUGGCUCUGUGCCAAUAAUUUUGGAAGUGAAUUUAACAAGGCAUGCAUGUAAGUGUCACAAUAAUUGCAUUUCACUUUGUGUUCAACAAACAUUUUUAAGUCUGGUAUUGUAAAUUGCUGCUAAUCCGCAACAAAAGUAUAUUUUUAGCAUAUAAAUAUGAAUCGGAACCAGAGCGUCAUGUUAUCAAGAGUUGCUAUUGAUCCAAAAUAAUCCCUCGACAGGGAUAUAGAUCAGUGAUAUGGCAAACAUUUUGUUAUAUAAAUCAUCAAAAUUAGAAAACUUAUCACUUUGCCAGAGUUAUGAAAUAUUCUUCUUCUGAAUUAUUUAUAGUGUACUAGUGAAUUAGGACAAAUUGAAUGGAAAAUUCAAAGAAUUAUUUGGAUAUUUACUUUCUUGUGCAUUUCGAUAUUUGAAUAUCUGAAAGACCAUUUGUGUUAUUGUAAUCGUUAUUGUUUUUGUAUCCUUUUCGCAGUGUAUAUUCCUUUGUUUAUUGGCUAUCAUAUAGUUUGUAGUUAUAUUGUGACUGUUUCUCAAGCAAAAAUAAAUCUACAUCCUUAUAUCAAUCCCAAAACAAA
Messenger RNA from Lytechinus pictus (painted urchin), 7270 nucleotides. RefSeq names its product AP-2 complex subunit mu. Gene Ontology annotation, molecular function: clathrin-cargo adaptor activity. The record is from RefSeq and is a predicted model, not a curated record. Gene Ontology annotation, cellular component: AP-2 adaptor complex; cytoplasmic vesicle. The coding region runs from base 133 to 1425 and encodes 430 amino acids. Gene Ontology annotation, biological process: clathrin-dependent endocytosis; intracellular protein transport. NCBI's taxonomy places the organism in Eukaryota, Metazoa, Echinodermata, Echinoidea, Temnopleuroida, Toxopneustidae. The transcript has 11 exons.